CGCAAAGCAAACGGAGUUCAGAAUUCAGAUUCAGAGAGUCAAUAGGAAGAGGGGGAGUCAAUCACGAGUCUACGCCGUAGUCAGCUUCAUCUCUCUCUGUCUGUAUCUUGUCUUCGUUGCGAGAGAUCUGCUGUUUCGUUUCUUUUUGAUAUUGAAUUCUACGCUUGUUUCACUUUGUGAUCCGUAAGAAAGUGAAUCUCAAAUACUUUGCCAACAGAAAUUGUUUGUUGCUUCGAGAGGGGUUUGGAAUUUAGGGUUUCUUUUGUCUUAGAUUAGGGCUUAGGGGGGUUGGAAGAGAUUGAUUGGUGAAUUCGGUGAUGUUGUCGAAUCAUCUGCAGAAUGGAAUCGAGACUGCAAAGCUGGUUUGGUCUCGGCUCCCGAAUGCAGACGACAGUGAUCAAGAGGGGAUAGGCCUUGUAAGCACUUGCGAUAAAGGAAGUGGUGUUGAGAGUCUUGACUAUGAAGUCAUCGAGAAUUACGCCUACCGAGAAGAGCAGGCUCAAAGAGGGAAGCUGUAUGUGGGAUAUUUUAUCGCCGUGAAGUGGUUACUUUCUCUCCUCAUAGGCAUAGGAACUGGAUUGGCAGCCGUUUUCAUCAAUAUUUCUGUUGAGAACUUUGCUGGCUGGAAGUUUCAGUUGACAUUUUCUAUAAUACAAAAAUCAUAUAUAGCUGGUUUUGUGGUGUACAUAUUAAUCAACCUGGUUCUAGUAUUUUCUUCGGUGUAUAUUGUCACACAAUUUGCACCAGCAGCAGCUGGAUCUGGUAUCCCUGAAAUCAAGGGUUAUUUAAAUGGAGUUGAUAUUCAUGGUAUCCUUCUUUUUAGGACCUUGAUUGGAAAGAUAUUGGGAAGCAUUGGCUCCGUGGGAGGUGGUCUAGCUUUAGGGAAAGAAGGUCCGCUAGUUCACACUGGGGCCUGUAUUGCGUCGUUGUUAGGCCAAGGUGGAUCUACAAAAUACCAUUUAAGUUCCCGGUGGCUACAAGUUUUCAAAAGUGAUCGGGAUCGGCGUGAUCUGGUGACCUGUGGGUGUGCAGCUGGUGUUGCUGCUGCCUUCAGAGCUCCAGUUGGUGGCGUAUUAUUUGCACUGGAAGAGGUCACGUCUUGGUGGAGGAGUCAACUUAUGUGGCGUGUCUUUUUCACUUCUGCCAUUGUGGCUGUUGUGGUGCGUACUGCAAUGGGGUGGUGCAAGAGUGGAAAGUGUGGUCAUUUUGGCUCGGGUGGCUUCAUAAUCUGGGACAUAUCAGGUGGUCAAGAGGACUACUCUUUUGAAGAGCUUUUACCAAUGGCAGUAAUUGGGGUUAUUGGAGGUUUACUUGGGGCUUUAUUUAACCAGCUCACCCUAUAUAUAACUUACUGGCGUCGUAAUUUUCUUCACAAGAAAGGUAACCGAGUUAAGAUUAUUGAAGCUUGCCUCAUAUCUCUGAUCACCUCGAUCAUUUCCUUUGGACUUCCUCUUCUAAGAAAGUGUAGUCCAUGCCCUGAAUCAGAUCCCGACUCCAGUAUUGAUUGCCCGAGACCUCCUGGAAUGUAUGGGAAUUAUGUUAAUUUCUACUGUGGUAAGGACAAGGAAUACAAUGAUCUUGCAACAAUUUUCUUCAACACUCAGGAUGAUGCCAUAAGGAAUUUGUUCAGUGCAAAAACAAUUCACGAGUACAGUGCCCAAAGUUUGUUGACCUUUUUGGUUAUGUUUUAUACCUUAGCAGUGAUGACAUUUGGUACUGCAGUUCCUGCUGGUCAAUUUGUUCCAGGAAUAAUGAUAGGAUCAACAUAUGGACGUCUUGUGGGCAUGUUUGUUGUUAAUUUCUACAAGAAGCUCAACAUUGAGGAGGGAACGUAUGCACUAUUGGGGGCUGCUUCUUUUCUUGGAGGUUCAAUGCGAAUGACUGUGUCCCUAUGUGUUAUAAUGGUUGAAAUCACAAACAACUUGAAGCUUUUGCCACUAAUCAUGCUUGUUCUUCUUAUAUCAAAGGCUGUUGGUGAUGCUUUUAAUGAAGGUCUGUAUGAGGAACAGGCACAACUGAGGGGCAUUCCUUUACUGGAAUCAAGACCUAAGUAUCAGAUGAGAAAAAUGACAGCACGGGAAGCCUGUGGAAAUCGGAAGGUUGUCUCCUUCCCCCGUGUUGUUAAGGUGGGAGAUGUUGUUUCUAUUUUGAGGAGCAAUGAACACAAUGGCUUCCCUGUUAUUGAUCACACAAGGAGUGGGGAAACACUUGUCAUUGGACUUGUGCUUCGUAGUCAUUUGCUGGUACUUCUUCAGAGUAAAGUUGAUUUCCAGCAUAGUCCUUUACCCUGUGAUCCUAGUGGAUCUAGGUCAAUCAGGCACACUUUCAGCGAAUUUGUGAAACCUGCUUCCAGCAAAGGAAUUUCUAUAGAUGAUAUACAUUUAAGUGGAGAUGACAUGGAAAUGUACAUAGAUCUUGCACUGUUUUUGAAUCCUUCUCCAUACAUUAUUCCUGAAGAUAUGUCUUUAACAAAGGUUUAUAAUCUUUUUCGCCAAUUAGGACUGAGGCAUAUAUUUGUUGUUCCUCGUCCUUCUCGAGUGAUAGGUUUGAUUACCAGAAAGGAUUUGCUAAUUGAGGAUAAUGACGAUGCAGGUACCGUAGAGCUUCAAACCACCAGUGUAAGACCUACACAGCUUCAUGAGAGAAUAUUGUUCUCAAGGAAUACGGAUUCUGAGUCUCCACUUCUCAAUGGUCUGCUAGUCCAAGAUCACGUUCCUGGCAGACACUGAGGUCCAAUCUUCUUCACAACAAUUUUUUUUUUGCCUUCCUGUGUUUUUCGGCACUAAAUUUAUAAUUCCAAAACACCCCCCCCCCCGCCCCCCCAAGCGGAAGGUAAUACGGGCUCAUGUACUAAACUUUUGGCCAUUGCGUGUGGGGGUUGUAUGUACCAAAACCAUUGACCUUUUGUAUCUCUCAUAAAGUGAUAGAAAAUGCAAUCUUGUCAAACAUGAACUAUUUGCUAGCGGAAAUGAUAACUGGAGUCUAAUUUCUUGAUGCAAUGCAAGAGGGUACACUAUUUGUUGGCAGUAUGGUGGUGAAUCUGGUGUAGUAUGACUGGUAAAUUUGCUCUUAAAGAAACUUCUUCUGGCAA
This is a messenger RNA of Tripterygium wilfordii, 3091 nucleotides long. RefSeq names its product chloride channel protein CLC-d. The record is from RefSeq and is a predicted model, not a curated record. Lineage: Eukaryota; Viridiplantae; Streptophyta; Magnoliopsida; Celastrales; Celastraceae. The transcript is spliced from 23 exons. Gene Ontology annotation, biological process: transmembrane transport; chloride transport. Gene Ontology annotation, molecular function: voltage-gated chloride channel activity. The coding region runs from base 318 to 2729 and encodes 803 amino acids. Gene Ontology annotation, cellular component: membrane; intracellular membrane-bounded organelle.